ACUUUCCAUCACCUGGUCCUGGACGGUCCAGGCCCCUGUGUGAUCGGAUGGUACUUGGCCGAGCUGUGGAUUGUGUAUAAAUGCAGUGAGCUUUUCACCUUGAUCCAUCGCCAUCAUCGCACUCACAUCCACUUCCAUCUCCUCAACUCCGAUUCUGAGAUCUUUUCGGACAAUCAGCCCAAAUCGGUCAAUCCCGUCACAAGACCCACAAAAUGCAUAUCUCAGCCCUCUUCUCCGCUGUCUUCAUCGGCGCCGCUCUCGCCGCUAAGAGUUGCAGACAGUGCGAUUGCACAUUCACGUGGAGCAAAGCCGAUCCUCGUCCGAGAAUUGCUCCAUCGAGCCAGGCCCAGGUCCAGUCCAAGGCUGAACGAUGGCUCGACUUGUACGUCGCGAACAGCGACUACGAGGACUUCCAAAUCAAGCCAGCUGUAGGCGCCAGCUGCCCUGCCGACACAUCUCUCCCAUGCGAUUCAUACACAGCCGACUUCAAGGCCUGGAGACUGUGCCAGAACGGCGGAUCUUUCGUCUGCAGCCAAGAUGAUGAUGGAGGAAACUACAACAUGAAGUGCACCUGCACCCAGUCUGUCGACUGCAGGGGUAACUGCCGGAAGGGCUGCCCAGCACUUCCAAACUAAGGAUAUCCGCGAGCGAAUGAUGGGAUAAUGGAUGGGAUACUGCAUAUGACAUGGUUUCUGUUACGAGAUGGAUUUCAGGUGUAGCAUUGUAUUGUACAAUUUCAAG
Cercospora beticola is the source of this 741-nucleotide messenger RNA. RefSeq lists its product as uncharacterized. Lineage: Eukaryota; Fungi; Ascomycota; Dothideomycetes; Mycosphaerellales; Mycosphaerellaceae. The record is from RefSeq and is a predicted model, not a curated record.